Molecule: messenger RNA, 3026 nt
Organism: Vicia villosa (hairy vetch)
Lineage: Eukaryota; Viridiplantae; Streptophyta; Magnoliopsida; Fabales; Fabaceae
Product: BTB/POZ domain and ankyrin repeat-containing protein NPR1-like
Exons: 4
Coding region: 758-2518 (586 amino acids)
Biological process (GO): systemic acquired resistance, salicylic acid mediated signaling pathway; regulation of salicylic acid mediated signaling pathway; defense response to bacterium
Cellular component (GO): nucleus
Molecular function (GO): protein binding
Source: RefSeq, a predicted model, not a curated record
CAUUCAACUCACUUCAUCUUCUUAUCGGCACCCCCCAUCACCAUCUACUCUACGCACACACACUUUCUCUCUCAUCCUAUCGAAAACGAUUAACGAAACUUCCACGAUGCCAUCUCUCACCUCUCUCUCCAACAUAUGUCAUUAUUCAUGACUUCAUUCUUUCUCCUUUCCCCAUUUCCGAAACUUCCCCUCUUUUCCAUUCUUUGACUUUUCUCUCUUGACCCGUGAUUCCCUCUCUCUCUGGGUUCCCGAGAUUCUCUCAAAGUUUCAACCUUUUCGUGAUUUACAUGGAUCUGCUUUGGAAAAUUCAGACUUUUGUUUAAUGGGUCGGUGCUGAUAAUUGAAAUUUCAAAAGUGAGUUUUUUUUCUUCUUUUCAUUGUGAUUUUGUUUUCUUCAAUCUGGGUUUGGUUUGAUUAUGCUGUUUUGGUGGCUCUGGAAAUUCAAACAAAAAACUUCUUCAUACAUAUUUUUUUCUUAUAGAAUUUGCUGACAUACCCAAUAAUUAAGCUUAGCUUAUAUAGAGAACAGAUUAAGGACUCUUUAAGCUUUGGUUUAGAUAGUUGAUUAUUUUCAACUUUUCUUAUAAGCUGUGUACUAUUGGAAUAUUGGAAUUUUGUGAGGUGUUGCAUAUGUCAUGUGUUUUGUGACAUGAACACUUGUAGAGGAUUUUGGGAUUCUAUAUAAGAGGGAAAGUUUGAAUUUUGUGAUGUAUAACAAGAUUAUGUCAUAGGCUUGAAUAGAUUCUUGGAUUGAUUAAUGGCUAAUUCAGCUGAACCCUCAUCGUCGUUGAGUUUUACAUCAUCUUCGCAUUUAUCGAAUGGAUCAAUUAGUCACAACUCGAAUGGGAAUGAUCACGCUCGGAACCUGGAGGUUAUCAGUUUGAGUAAGCUUAGUUCUAAUUUGGAACAGCUUUUGAUUGAUUCUGAUUAUGAUUACGGUGACGCGGAUAUCGUUGUUGAGGGAGUUUCAGUUAGAGUUCAUCGGUGUAUUUUAGGUUCUAGGAGUAAGUUUUUUCAUGAGCUAUUUAAGAGAGGUAAAGAAAAAGGAUUGGCAAAGAGUGAAGGGAAGUUGAAGUAUUGCUUGAGUGAUUUGUUGCCUUAUGGUAAAGUGGGGCAUGAAGCUUUUCUUAUAUUGCUUAGCUAUGUAUAUACCGGUAAACUUAAACAGUCUCCAGUGGAGGUUUCUACAUGUGUUGAUAAUGUGUGUGCUCAUGAUGCGUGUGGACCUGCUAUUAACUUUGCUGUGGAGUUGAUGUAUGCAUCUUCCAUUUUUCAAAUGCCGGAGUUGGUUUCACUUUUCCAGCGACGUCUUCUUAACUUUGUAGGGAAGGCUCUUGUCGAAGACGUCAUUUCCAUCCUUAUGGUUGCUUUCCAUUGUCAAUUGAAUCAACUCGUCGCUCAAUGUGUUGACAGGGUGGCACGAUCAGACCUUGACCAAAUCUCAAUCGAUAAAGCACUUCCUCAUGAGCUCUCCGAAAAAGUUAAAUUGUUCCGCCGUGAUCUUCAGAAAGACGGUGAAGAGGAUGCUCCCGUAAUGGACGCUUUGUCUCUAAAACGAAUCACUAGAAUACACAAGGCAUUGGACUCAGACGACGUCGAGCUUGUUAAACUUCUUUUGAACGAGUCAGACAUUUCUUUAGAUGAAGCCGGUGCUCUCCAUUAUGCAGCAGCCUACUGUGACCCUAAGGUUGUCUCUGAAGUACUUGGAUUAGGUCUAGCUAAUGUCAAUCUUCGGAAUUCUCGAGGGUACACAGUGCUUCACGUUGCCGCCAUGCGUAGGGAACCUUCCAUUAUAGUAUCACUUCUUACUAAAGGGGCUUGUGCAUCGGAUUUGACUUUCGAUGGUCAGAGUGCUGUUAGUAUUUGUAGGAGGUUGACGAGACCGAAGGAUUAUCACACAAAAACAGAACAAGGAAAAGAAACAAACAAAGACCGGAUAUGCAUCGACGUUCUUGAAAGAGAAAUGCGAAGGAAUCCUUUGGCUGGAGAUCCCUCUGUAUCAUCCCAAACAGUGGCUGAUGAUCUCCACAUGAAGCUUUUGUACCUUGAGAACCGAGUGGCAUUUGCGAGACUGUUGUUCCCUUUGGAAGCCAAACUAGCUAUGGACAUUGCUCGUGCGGAGACAACAUCCGAGUUUGCUGGUCUUUCGGCGGCGAAAGGUUCAAGUGGAAACUUAAGGGAGGUCGACCUCAAUGAGACUCCCAUAAUGCAAAACAAAAGACUUAUUUCUAGGAUGGAAGCCCUAAUGAAAACAGUGGAAAUGGGGCGGCGUUACUUUCCUCAUUGCUCGGAAGUGCUCGAUAAAUUCAUGGAGGAUGACCUACCUGACCUGUUUUACCUUGAGAAGGGAACUCAAGAAGAGCAGAGAAUCAAGAGGACGCGAUUCGUGGAGCUUAAAGACGAUGUGAACAAUGCUUUUAGCAAGGACAAGGCUGAGUUUAGUCGCUCUGGGAUUUCAUCUUCAUCAUCCUCGUCAUCUCUUAGAGAUUCUGUAUAUUACAAGGCUAGGAAAAUAUGAAAAAGAAAACAUAGUAAGUUUUUGUUGAAGGAAGUUUUUAAAGGUAUACCAACCAACCAACUCAUGCAAAAUUGUAAAAUCUUUUGCUUUCUUUUGUAACAAAUAUAUAUGCAAGUAUAUCUCAAAAUUAUGUCAUGUUCCUUCAUUUUGGUUGUCAAAUUUAUGGUAUAAACUUAUUAAAUUUUCUUUUUGAGAAAUAUAAAAUUAUGAAAACUUGAAAACAAAUAAGCUACAGAUAUUAAUCAUUUCAUGGUGUCAGGUAAUUUUAUUACAUUUGUUGUAUUAUAUCACCUCUAAAUUAGGGGUGGCAAAACGGGCCGGGGCACGCCGGGCCGCCCGCGCACCCGCCAAAAUUUGGCGGGUUGGGUUGAGAUUUUAGGCUCGCCGCUCGCCAAAGCCCGCCCCGCCAAAACCCGCCGUCUGCCAUACCCGCCCCGCCAAAACCCGCUCCUCCUCCAACCAAAACUCACUCUUUUCUUAGUUAAUUCUAGUAAUGGCAAUUCUUGAU